AUGCAUUUCAAUUACAUCGCCUUGGUCGCUGGCGCUGCUAUCGCAGCUGCCGAUAGCACCGUCACCAUUUUCCUCCCCGGAUUCGACGCGCAGUCAAUCGAUGCGAAAAUUUUGGGUUCGAGCAAGUCAAUGACCACCUAUCUGCUUAACUGUCCGUCCAGUGAAGAUUCCAAUGACUGCGGUCUCCCCGACACAGGACUGCCAGUUACCGCAGACGCUUCCACCGUCAUCUUCACCAUGAUCGCGGAGGACGAGACAAUUGCCGAGACUUGCACAGUGGAAGGAACAACGUCCGCCGGCUGCUGGGCCACGGAGAUCACCGAAGGCUCAGCUGUGAGUACUAUCAGCACCAAAGUUGCCAUCGUGUCUCUCCCUUACGGCGGGUUCAUGCCUGUCCACGUUACCGCUACUGAAACCGGUGGUGCCUCUGCUACAACUGGUGCCUCUGUUUCCACUACCACUGCUGCUUCGACUGCUUCUGGAUCUUCUGGGGUUGCUUCUGAGUCUACCGGAACUGCUUCCGAGUCCACUGGUACUGCUUCGCAUGCUGCUUCCUCUACUCCGGAGGGUACAUCUACCUCUUCUAAUGCGGGUAUGCCCAUGAUGACUGCUAACCCACUCUGGGUUGCUGGUGGUGCUGCCGCUUUGGCUUUGGCUGCUAUCUAA
Penicillium angulare is the source of this 666-nucleotide messenger RNA. RefSeq lists its product as uncharacterized. Lineage: Eukaryota; Fungi; Ascomycota; Eurotiomycetes; Eurotiales; Aspergillaceae. The record is from RefSeq and is a predicted model, not a curated record. The transcript is spliced from 3 exons. Bases 1 to 666 code for a protein of 221 amino acids.